AUAACAUGAUCUAAAUUUCAUUCAGGUUUGGUUUUAGAGUAAAUUUUUCUAAUCUCAAAGACACUUUAGCUUCAGACCUAAGGCUGUGAAACUGUCGACAAACUACUAUCAGGUUGGAUAUAGAAUGGAGAAAACUCGGAAUAACGUUUGGUGUAUCUUUAUUGCAGUGUUCUACUGGAGUCUUAUUUCAUCACUUGCUGAAUCAGUUAUUGACUCAUCAUGCAAAUGCGAAGAAAACACACCACCGGGAAAAGCUUUCACAUUCACUGUCAUGAGCUCGUGGUCAGCAUGCGAAGAUUGGGCACAACAUGAAACAAUAGAAGUAGGGUGCUACAGUGGUAUACAAAGGCGUAUGCUAAAAUGUCAAUACAAGAACAUUGACGGUGCGCCAGAAACUCCGGAAAUACGCAAAUUGAACGCAAGAUCCGAAAUGUGUACUGAAUCUCGGAGAUGUCUUACACAGGGAAGAAUAUGUGAAGGAUUCUGGGGUCAGUGGACAAAUGACAGCCCAUGUAAUUGCGUUUCGAGGAAAAAGGUUCAAACAAGAUAUUGCAACAAACGGAGUCAAGACCGUACUGUUGAGAACAAAGAUCUCUCUAUACAUUGUCCGGGGAGUGAUGGGCACUUUGAACAAAACAGAACAAUUGCAUGUGGUAUUCGAGAUUGCCCACGACUAACAGAAAAAUCCACUACGACCACGACAACAAUUCAGAAUAGUUUAGAUUCUUCACCGCGAACGACGACACUGCCGGUAGCACCGAUUGAAACAACUAGUACAAAAGCGGCUUCAGAUACAACAUCGGCGGAAGAAAAGGCAGAAGAAAUAGAUUCGUACUUAACAACACAGACUUUUAUUGUUGCUGGAGCGGCAGCAGCGGUUGCAAUCUUCGCAAUAAUAAUGCUGAUAGCCGUCUGCUGUAUGAGACAAAAUCAACAUAACGAUAGAAGUGGAAACAAAAAGAUUGAAAACAAUAACAACUCCCAAGUGUCACAUAUCAUACCACCUCCACUUCCUUCCAGUAAUGGAUUUUCUCGCCCUGGAAGCAUAAGCAAUCAUCAACAACAACUAUAUGAUGGAGCGAUUCCAAAUAGUCUUUACGUUCCUUACGUCGACAGCAACGGUGAUGAGUACAAUGUUCCACAGCCAGGAUAUAGCACUCAACCAAGUCCUGCCCGACGAGCCUUAACCGCGCGGUUGGGGCAAAAUCCAUGGCGCCCGAUUCCAAAAAUAGCAUACCGGGACAGAAGUGCUACUGUGAGUGCCUUACAUCAAGAGUAUGACACAACUUUAAGGGACCGACCAGUCCAUAGACCCAGCGGGUAUCCACGUUCUAUAACAUUACUUAGACCCACACGGGAAAGUGCGUAUGAAGUCCCUAUAGAUGGUGUGGAUGACGACCAUGAGAUAUACUGGAGUAUUGAAGAUACAGAGGCACUUAAGACAUACCAAAGCGGUUCUCAACCGAAUGUUUCUAUAUACAACCAAUUCUAGUACCAGUAAUAUAACACACGACAUUAAAAGUGCAUCGUGUAUGCCAAUGAAGUCUACAAAGACCUCUGCGAAGAAGUGAAGUUGGACGUGAGUUAUUUUAACUACGGCUCAACUACAGUGUCAUUUCUCCAUUAUUGAACUCCAAAUGUAGUCAAGAACACGCUUUUUAAUGUGGUAUCAAUUUUGCUCACCAAAUUAGUAUGGAGAAUAUAAACUGACAGAUAUAUGCGGAUUCUACACUGUAAAAUGCCAGAAGCAAACAACCCAUAGCAUCAAAGACAAAAUAAAGUAAUUAGAAAAAGACCACAAUACUUUCGUCAUAAAUGUUUAGCAAAAUAUAUGAUAAACACUUGAAUGGAUCUCACCGCGUGCAAUGGUGCUGGGCAAAGAAAAUAUGCCACGAUAUAUAUUGAAUCCAACUGACGACUUCAGCUUCUGGCCUAAUGUUAAAUAAGGUGUAACCGGUCAGAGUAACGUAUACUCAUUGAUUUUAUAUAUUGUGUCCGAUCUCCCAUAUAAGGCAACCGUGUUGCACUGUAUUUCACUGAAAACUUGGCACAGCUCUAAUAUUAUUGAUGACAUUGAGACACCACAUACAUUGUACGCUAAAAUACGUGUACUUUAUACUUGUACUGCUACCACGUAGCUUCAUUAAAAUGUAGAAAUAAAAUCAAAGAAUAGACUUGAAUUGCGAAUUGAUUUUCAACGUGCGUGUAAUUACGCAAUAUACCGUAAUUAUAAUAGGUAUUUAAAUUUGUUCAAUUCGUUAGCCCUACAGUUGAGUGUUUAAUAUAUGUUUGUUUUCUACAAUAGCAAAACAUUUGCCAGCUAAUUUCGAAGGGGCGAAUCACCGGUCGUACUGGAAAAUAUUUACAUGGUAUUCUGCUAUUCCAGCUCCAGGGCAUUGUCAUUGUACAUAGGACGUUUGUGCUUCUUUCUGUGUUUUGGCUCGAACUUCAAACAUCUGUGUAUUCAUAUUUGAGUGUGUGACAUGACAUUGUCAUUGUUUGGACUUUUGGGGCUUUUUUCUCUGUUAUGUCUCAAACUUCGAGCAUUUGUUUAUUCAUAUUUGAGUGUGUAACAUUUACUACUUACUUACCUUAUGUAUAGUUUUGAAUAAAAAAACUAUUAAAAAGCCAGUUGUGAAGAUGGUGUACAUUUUUGAGCAUAUAGAGGUUUUAUAUGAACUGUUUUUUGUGUAAUAUUUUUUGAGAAAGUGGCAUUAAAGGAAAUAUUAAACGUUCAUCCAACACAAAUAAAAUAUAUAUUUGCAUCAAUUCAAGUCAAAAAUAUAUUUUGUGCAACUCGG
Styela clava is the source of this 2801-nucleotide messenger RNA. RefSeq lists its product as uncharacterized. The record is from RefSeq and is a predicted model, not a curated record. Lineage: Eukaryota; Metazoa; Chordata; Ascidiacea; Stolidobranchia; Styelidae.